AUGUAUCUAGAUGCAUCACCACGUGACGUCAUUCAGCUAUCAGCUGCGUCUGGUUUUAUAUCUAUCUAUCUAUCUAUCUAUCUAUCUAUCUAUCUAUCUAUCUAUCUGUUUCAGUCUCUUUAUCUAUUAGUUUUAGACAUUUUUAUCUAUAUAUCUAUCUAUCUAUCUAUCUAUCUAUCUGUUUCAGACUCUUUAUCUAUCUAUCUAUCUGUCUAUCUAUCUAUCUAUCUAUCUACUUUCUAUCUAUCUAUCUAUCUAUCUAUCUAUCUAUCUAUCUAUCUAUCUAUCUGUCUGUCUAUUUUUUUUUCUUUUUUAUUUCCCGUUUUUCUUUCUUUUUUUCUUUACUCUUAUUUCUUUACUAAUUCAUUCUUUCAUUCUUUCUUUCUUUUUUUAUUUUCCUUUGCAUUCUUUUACUUAGUUUCUUAUUUUCGUUUUCUUUUACAUAUUUCUUCUUCUUCUUCUUCGUCUUUUUAUUUUCUUUUUCCUUCACAUAUUUCUUCUUUUCUUUUUCUUUCGCAUAUUUCUUUCUCUUCUUUUCUUUUUCAUUCGCAUAUUUCUUUCUCUUCUUUUCUUUUUCUUUCGCAUAUUUCUUUCUCUUCUUUUCUUUUUCAUUCGCAUAUUUCUUUCUCUUCUUUUCUUUUUCUUUCGCAUAUUUCUUUCUCUUCUUUUCUUUUUUUUCUUUCAUAUUUCUUUCUCUUCUUUUCUUUUUCUUUCGCAUAUUUGUUUCUCUUCUUUUCUUUUCUUUCACAUAUUUCUUCUUUUCUUUUUUUUCACAUAUUUCUUUCUCUUCUUUUCUUUUCUUUUUCAUAUUUCUUUCUCUUCUUUUCUUUUUCAUUCGCAUAUUUCUUUCUCUUCUUUUCUUUUUCUUUCGCAUAUUUCUUUCUCUUCUUUUCUUUUUCUUUCACAUAUUUCUUUCUCUUCUUUUCUUUUUCUUUCGCAUAUUUCUUUCUCUUCUUUUCUUUUUCUUUCACAUAUUUCUUCUUUUCUUUUUCUUUCACAUAUUUCUUUCUCUUCUUUUCUUUUUCUUUCACAUAUUUCUUUCUCUUCUUUUCUUUUUCUUUCGCAUAUUUCUUUCUCUUCUUUUCUUUUUCUUUCGCAUAUUUCUUUCUCUUCUUUUCUUUUUCUUUCGCAUAUUUCUUUCUCUUCUUUUCUUUUUCUUUCACAUAUUUCUUCUCCUUCUUUUUUUCCCUUUCUCAUAUUUCUUCUCCUCCUUCUUGUCCUCCUUAUUUUCUUUUCCUUUCGCAUAUUUCUUCUUCUUCUUCUCCUCCUCCUCCACCUUCUCCUUCUUGUUCUCCUCCUCCUUCUCCUUCUUGUUCUCCUCCUCCUUCUCCUUCUUCUUCUUAUCCUCCUCCUCCUUAUUUUCUAUUUCUUUCACAUAUUUCUUCUUCUUCUUCUUCUUCUUAUUUUCUUUUUCUUUCACAUAUUUCUUCUUCUUUUUUUUCUUCUUCUCCUCCUUAUUUUCUUUUUCUUUCACAUACAUUUUCUUCUUCUCACAUAUUUCUUUUUCUUCUCCUCUUCCUCCUCCCCCACCACCGCCACCCUGUCUCCAAUUUCUUUAUUUUCAUCUCACUUUCUUAUUAUAUCUUUCCUACUCUUUCUUUCUUUCUUUCUUUCUUUCUUUUUGGUUUCUUUCUUUCUUUCUUUUUGGUUUCUUUCUUUCUUUCUUUAUUUCUUUCUUUCAUUAUUCUUUCUUUAUCUUUGGUUUUGUACUUUCAUUUUACUUUCUUUCUUUCUUGCUUGCUUGCUUGCUUUCUGUUUUGCUUUCUUUCUUUAUUUAUUUUUGGUUUCUUUCUUUUUCUUUCUUUCUUUCUUUAUUUUUGGUUUCUUUCUUUCUUUUUCUUUCUUUCUUUAUUUUUGGUUUCUUUCUUUCUUUCAUCAUUCUUUCUUUAUCUUUGGUUUCCUUCUUUCAUUUUUCUUUCUUUUUCCUUUCUUUCUUUCUUUCUUUCUCUUUGGUUUCGUUCUUUCAUUUUUCUUUCUUUUUUCUUUUUCUUUCUUUGUCUUUGGUUUCCUUCUUUCUUUCUUUAUUUCUUUAUUUAUUUAUUUAUUUAUUCAUCUUUGGUUUCCUUCUUUCUUUCUCUCUUUAUUUUAUUAUUUUUCUUUCUUUAUCUUGGGUUUCAUUCAUUCUUUCUUUCUUUCUUCUCUUCUUUCCUUCCUUCCUUCUUUCAUUUGUUAUUCUUUUUUCUUUAUUACGGUUUUACUUUCUUUUUUCCUUUCUUCAUUUUCGGUUUAUGUCUGUAUGCCCGCUCAUUCUUUCUUUCUUUCUUUCUUUCUUUCUUUCUUUCCAUUACUUUAUUACAAUUCUCCUUUCUUUCUCGUAUAUUUAUUAUAUCCAUUUAUACCCUCUUCUUUUCAUUAUGGUUUUUCUUUCUUUUCUUCUUUCUCUAUCGAUCUUUCUAUGCGCCAUAUUUCUGUUCAUAUCUAUAUAUCUAUCUAUCUAAUUUAGUCUGUUCAUAUCUAUCUAUCUAUCUAUCUAUCUAUCUACUUCAGUCUGAUCAUAUCUAUCUCUCUAUUCAUCGAUAUCUUCUGUUCAUAUCUAUCUAUCUAUCUAUCUAUCUAUCUAUCUAUUUCGCCACUCACCUCAUCGUCCAUAUUGAAAUGCUCUUUCUCCGCCAUCAUCUUUUUAUAUAUAUUUAUCUACAGCCAACUGAAAAUUAUGUAGCAAAUGCAAAUUCAAUUUGA
Messenger RNA from Acanthosepion pharaonis, 2679 nucleotides. Lineage: Eukaryota; Metazoa; Mollusca; Cephalopoda; Sepiida; Sepiidae. The record is from the annotation of a GenBank genome assembly.